Anneissia japonica is the source of this 3432-nucleotide messenger RNA. RefSeq names its product BRCA1-associated RING domain protein 1-like. The transcript is spliced from 9 exons. Gene Ontology annotation, molecular function: protein binding. The record is from RefSeq and is a predicted model, not a curated record. Bases 13 to 2646 code for a protein of 877 amino acids. NCBI's taxonomy places the organism in Eukaryota, Metazoa, Echinodermata, Crinoidea, Comatulida, Comatulidae.
AGGGGUGUGAAAAUGAUGGGGAAAUAUGUGCUACUAAAAAAUUUACUUGAGCUACCAAUUUUUUCGUGGGGUGCCAUAAAAUUUCUGCAGUGCUACCAAGCGAAAAUUGAAUUUGCAGCCCUCUUUUACAAUAUAUAUUCUUUGUUCAACAGUUCCAGACUGCUAAAAGAACCAUGCUCACUUGGUGUUUGUGACCACCUCUUCUGCAAGUGCUGCAUCCUGAAUCACCUAGGAAACAAUUGUCCAGAAUGCGGUUCGCCUGCGUGGGUGAAAGACCUCUUGCCGAACCGUGAACUAACAGUGGUGGUUCAGAUGUAUCAGCGGUUACAACGAUUAGUAAAGCAGCAGCCUACAAGUGUCAACGAAAUUACAAAUACAGAAAAUGCUGAAGAUGACUUAUUCCAAGAUACUGAUGAUCCAAUAUCUGACGAUGUCACAAAGACAUCAAGUGAAGAUGAGAAAAGCAAAGACUUUCAAACAUAUCCAAGUAUUAUAGAUCAAAGCACAGAGGUGAAAGAGAAGGAGGAUGAUCGAUCAACGGCAUGUGAUAUCAGUAGAUCACCAUAUGUUGAUAAGUGUCAAGUAAUAAUAUCUGAAAGCGUAUCCUCCUCGAACACCCAAGACAAUAACAGUGAGGUGCAACAGAAAACUGACAAAAGGACAACAGCUAAGUACUCACUGCCAUGGCGUAAGAAUAGCAGCAAAAAGAAAACCACAAAGCUUCAGACAAAAAGGCUGCGGUGUCCAAGAGAUACUGCACUCCUUAAGGAGAAUCUAGAUGUCCUGAAGAAACAGAUGGAGAUCAGCAGCUUCUUUUCUACUUCGGAUGACUAUUGUCCUCCUUUUAAAAAACAUCCAAUGUCAGCUGAGCUGAGAAAGAGAAAGCUUGAUAGUUCAAAUGCAGAAUGGGGAAUGAUGCCUUUGAAAGACUUAACAAAGAAUAAUGAUGGUGGAUCAAAAAGAAAAAGCAUAAGAAGGGUUUCUUUCAGAUGUUUAGAAAAUGAAUUAAACCUUAUAAAUGCACUUGAUCAAGUUUCAGACAUAGAUGAAAAUAUGAAAGAUGCAGGUAGACCAGUUUCAAAAGCAAGUAUGAUGGCUAAUUCAGAGAUGUGUGUUGAUUCAGUAACUCAUGACAUGACAGAAAAAACUUCUCAAAUGCCAGAGGAUAGUGUCAGUCUUAAUACCAACAAAACUAGAUUGCGGACAAGAUCAUCAACAUCAUCGAGCGAAAACAAACCUAAAAGGAAUAAAAAAUUAGUUGACAUCCAGCGUCUUCCAGGUGCCACUGAGUAUUGUAAUUCUAGCCUAAAGAUGGCAAAUGAAAGCCCUGGUACCAGUAAAGCUAGACAGGGGAACCGGUGCCUUGAAAGACCUAUUGAGAGCAUUGACUCAGGCAAGACCAGACAAGGAGAUUGCCUUACAAAAAGUACACCAAUUUCUGAGAAAAGAGAUGCUUCAAAAAGAAAGCGGUCAUCCAUGGAGGGAGGUCAGUCAUUGGUGCUAAGCAGAAGGAGAUCACACUGUCCAAGGGUAGCCCCAGUAGAUCAACUAAUGAAGAGAAACAAGAAAGGCGAAACACCAUUACAUAUUGCUGUCAUAAAGGGAGACAUUCAAGAAGUGGAGACAUUACUAACACAGGGAGCUGAUCCCAAUGUCAGAGAUUAUGCUGGUUGGAGGCCUCUGCAUGAAGCAGCCAAUCAUGGCCAUGCUACUGUUGUUUCGCUACUCCUUGACCACGGAGCUCUUAUAGAUGCUCCAGGCUUUGAGAAUGAUUCACCGCUACAUGAUGCAUUGACCAAUAAUAGACUGGAUGUUGUCAGGAUACUUGUAAAACAUGGAGCUAACCUUCUGGCACGAAAUAUGUUUGGUUUAACUCCAUCUGAUAUGGCUAGAACAAAGGCAAUGAAGUUGGCUUUGAAAACUAAAGUUCUUCCCCUCGAAGAAAGAACUGGUCAUGUUGUGAAGCCAAUAUCCCCUAGCAAGAAUGAUGCAUAUGUGUUUAUUUGCACUGGUUUGAAUAAUGAACAGAAGAAAUUGGUAGAAACCUGUGCAAAAAUGCUUGAUGCUGACAUAGUGAAGGAUUUCACUGAUGACAUCACACAUGUAAUUGCCUCCUGUACAGCGGGAGUUUGUUUGAGGACAUUCAAGUAUCUUCAGGGAGUGAUCUCAGCCAAGUGGGUUAUAUCCUUCCAAUGGGUUGAGAGCUGUUUACGUGAACAAAGAGCUGUAGAUGAGGAGUCAUUUGAGGUCGCUGGAACAAUGUCAUCGCCUUCGAGUCCUGGACCGAAAAUGGCACGGCUAAAUGCUGCCAAACAGUACCCACUAUUGUUUGAUGGCUGUCAUUUUUAUUUCAAUGGAAAUUUUACAACACCUUCGAAGAAAGACCUUGGGCAGCUUGUAAAGAGCGGUGGUGGAACGUUUCUUCUUCGAGAGCCCAAGAUCGAUGACGAUGUCAUCCAGUCAUGCCGCCAAGUGCCCUACCAUGCUAGCACCGAUAGUCCACAACCAAACUGCUGCUAUUACAUAAUCAACAGUCCUCUACAAGACGCGUUAUCGGUGCAUACUGCGAAGCUGUGUUCCAUGCCUUUGUCUUGGUUGAUGGACUGCAUAGCACAGUUCAAAAUUAUAAGCACAGAGGGGUACUGAUUGUUGCCAACAUGUCGGGAACAUUUAAAAGUUUGUGAUUGUGAAAAUGCUUCCUGUAGAGUUUCUGUAGAUAUCAUUUAGUUAUUUAACAGAUAAAACAUGUAUAUUAACUUUAAAAAUAAAACAGACUGAAAUCAUUCUCAAAUUGAUUUGGUUAAAUUGUUUUGGUUUUGGUAAAAAAAAUACAGUAACUGUACAAGUUAACAAUAGUGUUAAGAAUAAUUACCGUACUGUACUAUCUAUUGAUUAAGGGUUGUUCACAAUUUUGAAAAUAAUAGAUUUUUCUGACCAAUUAUAAUAUGCAACCAUGGAUAUAAUACAUUUUAUGUACCAAGUCACAAAAACCAAGUCACAGAAAUGGAGAAUGGUUUUGAAAAAUCAACAUUUUUUUUUUUUAUGCAGACUUCCAGAGAGGAGGGAAGUAGUACUAAUAAGAGUACUGUUUAUACACUUGCAAAAAUGUUGACAAUUGUAAACGACCCCUUAAAUGAAAUACCUAAUUAUGACAUGAUGGUUGUCUUGUAUACUUAUAUUAAAAUAUCAUUAAAAUACACUCUUGCAUUAUUUUAUUGUGUAGAGCACAAAUAGCAAAAUGCUAUAUUAUUUCAAUUUAUUAAAAUUUCUCUUCAGAAUUACAAUUUGUUAUGUAUCCAGCAAACAGCUAUGUCAUAAAAUAUUAAACAGUUCUCCCUCUAAUGAAAGACCACCUCCAAUUAAAGACCACUUUUCUGUAGUCUCAAAUUGACAAAUGUCUUAUUUUUAUUAUUCUAAAUUAAAGACCAAAGC